Paramecium tetraurelia is the source of this 657-nucleotide messenger RNA. RefSeq lists its product as uncharacterized. Gene Ontology annotation, biological process: regulation of exocytosis; protein secretion. The transcript is spliced from 2 exons. Gene Ontology annotation, molecular function: GTPase activity; GTP binding. NCBI's taxonomy places the organism in Eukaryota, Ciliophora, Oligohymenophorea, Peniculida, Parameciidae. The record is from RefSeq and is a predicted model, not a curated record.
AUGCAUAAACAUAACAAAUCCAAUCAAUAACCAUAACACAAGGCAAAAAUUACAGUUAUUGGGAAUCUGGGAGUUGGCAAAACUUAGCUAAUAAGCAAGUUUUGUGACUCCCUCAAUUCCAAUCAGUAUGUGACAUCUCAAGAUAUACCCAUAAACCUAUUAAAAGGGAGAGAUUUUCAAUCAAAAACUAUAGUUCUCCAAAAUAAAAAUUUCAUGUUAAAUCUGCAAGAUACUUCUGGCGAUAAGAAAUUCCAAGUAGUUACAGAGGUUUUCAUAAAAGGAGCAAAUGCAAUUAUAAUUGUGUUUGAUCAACACAAACUCUCCACUUUCCAAGAUGUUAAAUAUUGGAUUGAUUUGGUAAAUAAAGUCGACUCCAAAGUCCAACACAAAAUUUUGAUUGGCAACAAGUGUGAUUUGGAGAAAUAAUUUGAAGAAAACGAAUUACAACAAUUAAUAAACGAGGAGAACCUAAUAUACUACGAAACAUCAAUCAAGGAAAACAUAAACAUAGAGGUCGUGAUUUCCAGAAUUGUGGAUUUGGUUUCAGAAGAUUAUCCAACAAGUGAUGAAAUUCAACAUUUGAGUUCAAUCAUUCUAGAAGAACAUAAUAAAUCAAAAAUGCGAGAUUCUUGUUGUAUUAAUUGUGUAAUUAUGUGA